This is a messenger RNA of Periophthalmus magnuspinnatus, 2035 nucleotides long. RefSeq names its product chemokine (C-C motif) receptor 7 (gene ccr7). NCBI's taxonomy places the organism in Eukaryota, Metazoa, Chordata, Actinopteri, Gobiiformes, Gobiidae. The coding region runs from base 32 to 1165 and encodes 377 amino acids. Gene Ontology annotation, molecular function: chemokine (C-C motif) ligand 21 binding; chemokine (C-C motif) ligand 19 binding; C-C motif chemokine 19 receptor activity. The record is from RefSeq and is a predicted model, not a curated record. Gene Ontology annotation, cellular component: membrane. The transcript has 3 exons. Gene Ontology annotation, biological process: chemotaxis; immune response; G protein-coupled receptor signaling pathway.
AAACAUAGACGCUCCUCUGCACGCACUCAACAUGACUUCAGUAAGGAGGCAUGAAUAUUUGGCUGUCAUCCUAACAUGGUGCAUUAUGUACAAGACAUGUUUGGCUCAAGAAGACGAGAACACCACUAAUUACUCUUACAACUACAACUUUGACAAUACAACAAUUGACUAUAAUGAUUUUGAUGAGAUGUGCUCCAAGGAGGGCAAUCGUCAAUUUAGGAAGUGGUUCAUGCCCACUUUCUACGCCAUCAUCUGCAUUUUGGGGCUCACUGGAAACCUGCUAGUCAUCCUCACAUACUUUUACUUCAAACGUCUGAAAACCAUGACCGACGUGUAUCUUCUCAACCUGUCAUUCGCUGAUCUCCUCUUUGUAACUUCUUUACCCUUUUGGGCAUUUAACUCAAUGAGCACAUGGGUGCUAGGUUUACCUGUGUGUAAAAUCAUGCAUACCAUUUACAAAGUUACCUUCUACAGUAGCAUGUUCCUCCUCUCCUCCAUCAGCAUAGAUAGGUACUUUGCAAUAUCCAAGGCUGUUUCUGCUCAUAAACACCGUUCUCAAGCAGUGUUUUUCAGUAAGAUCUCCUCUGCAGUUAUGUGGGUGUUAGCUCUAAUCUUUUCAAUACCUGAAAUGAAAUUCACCACAAUCAAUAACAACACAUGCACGCCUUAUAAGAGCAACAAUGAUAAGCUUCGUGUGAGCAUUCAAGCAAGUCAGAUAAUCCUAGCAUUUGUCAUACCACUUCUCAUCAUGGGUUUCUGUUAUAGCAGCAUAAUUCUGACGCUUAGCCAAACUCGAGGAUUUGAAAGAAACAAAGCUAUCAAAGUAAUUUUAGCAGUGGUGGCUGUAUUCCUAGGUUGUCAAAUGCCUUACAACAUUGUGCUAUUUUGGACCACUAUUGUCACAGCUAAGGGAGGGUCCAAAAAUUGCAAUAAUGAAAAUAGUGCGGUUUACGCCACAGAUAUCACCCAGUGUUUAGCCUUCUUCAGGUGCUGUCUCAACCCCUUUGUGUACGGGUUUAUUGGAGUUAAAUUUAGGCACGAUGUUCUGAAACUGCUGAAGGACUUGGGAUGUAUGAGUCGAGAAAGGUUUUUCAGAUACACCUAUGCCCAAAGAAAGACAUCACUGGCUACGGAAACAGAAACCUCCACCACCUUCUCGCCCUGAAGAUGCGAAGAAUGGACAACAGUUGAAAAUGUUAUCAGCGUAUUCAGUGUACAUAGAAAAUAGUUCAAUGCUAUCUUCUAUCAACUGUAUUUGUUGCAAGAGGAGGACAUCUCAGCCACUAUGGCAGCCUGGCUCUCCACUCCCUCACUCUUACUUCCUGUUGAUUGCAGGAGGGUCUGGAAACAAUACAGCACAUUGUUUAGGGUGAACCAAUAACAGCCGCUUUGUUGAACGUGUCUCUGAAAUGCAUUCAUUUCCUCUUGAAUAUUUUGGUAUCAUUGACUUCAGAUUUUCAACUACUAUAUAUUAGUCCAAUAACAAGGUAGCUGGUUCAAACCUAAUUUUGCAUACUGUUGUUGUGUCUUUGUGUAAGAUACUUCACCCACAUUGCCUUGUUCAUAAACAAUAAUAAGGUUGGUAGGGCAUCCGGCAUGAAAAAAUACCAGUUCUGUGGAACUCUUGGUCAACCAAGGACUUUGGUUUAGUUUGGUUUUAUGUGUUAAUAGUGACUGGCAGCUCCUCACCAAGGGUACAUAUCAUUCAGUGUGUUAAUAAUUGGAUUGUAACAUGUUUGUGUUUUACAUCUGUCUGAAUGCUGAUGUUGUACAUAAUAUACAUACUUGAAACAAUAUCUUUAAAAUAUAUAUAUUUUAAUUCACAUUUGAUCAUUGCUGUGUUCAGUGUUUUGACAGGAUUAUUUGUGGGUACAUGCCUAUAUGUGGAGCCAUAGCCCAAAGUAAAAUAUGUUUGUGAUAUGCCAUAGGGUAUUACAUCGGUUGUAAACAAGUCAAAUUCCUACUUACAUAAUGAAAUAGUUAGUAUUGUAUUUUUGUAAUAUAUACUAUGAGGAAACAGUAACCAAAUACUAUU